This is a messenger RNA of Puntigrus tetrazona (Sumatra barb), 494 nucleotides long. RefSeq names its product NADH:ubiquinone oxidoreductase subunit B4 (gene ndufb4). Bases 38 to 418 code for a protein of 126 amino acids. Gene Ontology annotation, cellular component: mitochondrion. Lineage: Eukaryota; Metazoa; Chordata; Actinopteri; Cypriniformes; Cyprinidae. The transcript has 3 exons. The record is from RefSeq and is a predicted model, not a curated record.
CUUUUUUCGUAGGGCGUGUUCUUCGCUGUUCGCAGUAAUGGCGAGCUACAGAGAAGCUCCUUUGGCUAGUCGGCCAAAAACAUUAGAUAAAGCCGAGUAUUACAAUCUUUCACCUGAAUACCGGCGUGCUGAGGAAGAGAGAGCAGCUCUGCGGUCACAACUGAAGAGGCAGUACCUGCUGCAGCUGAACAAUCCUAGUCGGAAAGAGCUGAUUGAGGAUCCUGCUCUUACACGAUGGGCAUAUGCGCGCACCCAUAACGAGUACUUCAGACCAACACCUAAAACAUCAUUGAUUGGUGGCGUGUUUGGUGUUCUUCCCCUUUUCAUCUUUUUUGUGCUGUUCAAAACAGACAGGGACAAAAGGGAGGCCAAGAUUAAGGCAGGAACCUAUAACCGCAAUUUUAAACUUACAACCUAAAUGUUUUGACUUAACUGUUCUUUGUAACAGAGAGUACUUGUAAUUAUAUGCUAAAUAAAAUACUUUGUUGUUGAAA